Molecule: messenger RNA, 816 nt
Organism: Spodoptera litura
Lineage: Eukaryota; Metazoa; Arthropoda; Insecta; Lepidoptera; Noctuidae
Gene: Pcd
Product: pterin-4a-carbinolamine dehydratase
Biological process (GO): tetrahydrobiopterin biosynthetic process
Molecular function (GO): 4-alpha-hydroxytetrahydrobiopterin dehydratase activity
Source: RefSeq, a predicted model, not a curated record
ACUUAAAACUGAAUGGAUAAAUGCAGAAUCAAAUAAUGAAUUUCUAAAGAUUAUCUUACCAAAACUUACUAUACCUAUUACUGUAACAAAACUCUCAACCGGCCAAUAUCUAACCUUAACCAAUGUUGACGAAUCGCUUUUUGUUAGGUAGCAUUCGCUCUAUAGCGAUACACUUUCACCCCGCAGGGUCGAAGCCUGCGCUCAAUGCCAGCCGGACCACCGCGCGAUACGCUAGUGUUUCGUCAGCCUCGCCCAAUAGGAGGAAAAUGGCAGAUAAACUGACCCAAGAAGAGCGCGACACGCAGCUCCAGCCAUUGUUGCAGUCUGGUUGGAAAGUGCAAAAUAACCGGGAUGCAAUUGAGAAAGAAUUUCAAUUCAAGGAUUUCAACCAGGCCUUUGGCUUCAUGACUAGAGUAGCACUGCUGGCUGAGAAAAUGGAUCAUCACCCAGAGUGGUUUAAUGUCUAUAAUAAACUUCAAGUUACCUUGUCUUCUCAUGAUGUUAAUGGGCUUAGCAAGAGAGAUAUUAGAAUGGCAACAUUUAUGGACAAAAACUACAGUAACUAAGUUAAACUGUCAAACACCAAGCGGUCACCGGUGACCGCAACCUAUUGUUCUAUAAUUGUGUCUAUAAAACCGGUACUCGACGAGUUAAUGAACAUGUAUAUGCAGAUGGUAAAUAUUUACAUAUAAUGUACUCUUUAUCUAAAGAUAUUAUAUAAAAGCCUAGUUGUUAUAAUGUUAUGUUGCUCAUUGUAUUUAUGUGAUGUGUGAGUUGGAAGACAAUAAACUGUGUAAUAUAUUUUUAACAGCACAA